Molecule: messenger RNA, 479 nt
Organism: Strongylus vulgaris
Lineage: Eukaryota; Metazoa; Nematoda; Chromadorea; Rhabditida; Strongylidae
Source: the annotation of a GenBank genome assembly
AUGGUAUUUUACGACACGAAGGAGAAUUCAACUGAAGAGAUCUCAUCAAGAAGCCGAGCAUCAAGUUGUGCUGAAGCCACAACUCCAAGGAACCAGCUUUCUGUUUGCCGAACUCAUAGUAGCGGUGUUGGUGGCGGUAGCAUGCAGAAGGACACUCACUUGAACUAUAAAUCUGCAUCAUCAGCAACUCCAUCAGAAAAAGCUGUUGUGAAAAGUGCAUCAACAAAAAGCGCCAAGAAUGGUGUUUCACCACUACGGUCACAACUCUCGAAAGACAAACCCACCUCAAGCAGCUCACACGCAAUCCCCAGCUCUAUGCCUCUGAUUGUGACAUGCUUGAACCUAAGUUCUGCUCAAGUGUUGUUUAUUCGGAAGACGUGGGCUCAUGCCCGGAAUCAAGGAUCUCUUGAACCGGCGUUGAGCAUAUUCAGGUAUGAAAUGGAGAUACAAAAAAAAAGUCAAGCAAGUCUACUAUAACA